CACUUCUUUAACCCAAAAAAGAAAAAAGGCACCCUUCAUUUCGCCCGAGAAAUCAAGAGUCGGUGAGAGAUGGAAACGGCUGUUGGGGUUGGAGUGCGAUUCAUCUUACAAAAUGUGCUGCAGUUGAUCCAAGACAAUCGUAAACUGAUAAGCAGUAAUGAUACCAAACUGGACGAACUGUGCAGUGACCUGGAUCUCUUGAAGACCUUCAUGGACAAGUACGGUGAAGAGCACUACGAUAACGAGGUCCUCAGGAAGCUGGCGGGCGACUUCAGGCGUCUUGCCCGCGAAGUUGAAGAUGUCCUAGAAACGCAUAUUGUUGACAAGUUAGUGUACACCAACAAGAACAUAUUCAAGAAAGCAGUAGGGGUCUUCGAUCACCUGAACAAUCUGAGGAAUACUGGUAAGGACGUGCUGAACCUGAGUAUGAAAAUGAAGAAAGCAGAGGAUGACAACAGAGGGAUUGGCAUCCCCACCUGGACAAUGGAAGAGAUCAAGAAAGAUAAUUCAACUUCUGAAGACAAUAAGGCUGGUAGCAAUCAAGAGGGAGACAGAAUAAUUGGAUUUGAUGAUGCAGCUGAUGAUGUACUGGAACUUCUCGGUGGGAAAGAACUAGUUGAAAGCAAAUCUGCAGUAGAGGAGCAAAGCAAGUGUGAGACAGGGCAACAUAGCGAGUCAAAGCCACCAAGCACAUCUAAGGCAGAGCUACAUAAUGCGUCAAAGCAGCUAGAAGUUGUUUCAAUUCAUGGCAUGGUUGGUCUGGGAAAGACUACACUUGCAAGAAAGGUCUUGAAUGACCCAAGAAUAGAAUAUCAUUUUUUCACUCGUAUAUUUGUCAGUGUUUCGCAACAAUAUGACAAGAAAAAAGUGCUUCUUGGUAUACUAAGAUACUUCGACAAGAAAACUAGAGAUCAAGAUGUAUCCGAGAAUGAUUUAGUUGCCGAGGUCCAAGAGAAAUUGACAGGUAAGUAUUUGAUUGUCAUGGAUGAUGUUUGGGACACAAAGGUAUGGGAUGAUAUCAAGGAUGCAUUUCCAGACAACAGCAAGGGUAGUAGGGUGUUAAUAACUACUAGACUUGUGUCUGUGGCCAAUUGUGCUAAAACAAGUAGUGAACCCUAUCCAUUGAGACUGAUGAAACCAGAAGAGGCUGAAGAGUUAUUGAGGACAAAGGUUUUCAAGGAAAACAAAUGCCCACCAGAGGAACUGCAAUUGCUUGAAACAAAAAUUCUGGAUAAAUGUGCUGGGCUACCACUAGCAGUCGUGGUAACAGCAGGUAUUCUUAAGAUUCAUGCUAAAGAUGCAAAGUGGUGGGAGGAUGUGCAUCUUGGUGUGGCUCAGUUUGUUGGUGAUGACCAGAAAAAAAUUGGUCAAAACCAAAAGAAUAUCGAUGAUUUAAUAAGGAGGAGUUAUGAUAACUUGCCUCAUAUGCUCAAAGCAUGUUUUCUAUACCUUGGUGUCUUCCCUGAAGAUAUGGAGAUUCAAGUGUCAAAACUGUUGCAACUAUGGAUUGCUGAAACAUUCAUUCUGCAUUAUGAGACAGCAAGCCUGGAGAGAAUAGCAGAACGAUGUUUAGAGGAAUUGGUUGACAGGAAUUUAGUGAUGGUGGGACAGAGAACUUUAAGUGGUCGGAUUAAGACGUGUCGGCUCCAUGACACGCUGCGUGACUUCUGCAGGAAGACAGCCAAAGCAGAAGAACUUUUCCAAGUAAUUCAUGGUAUGGGUGCCAUUUCAUCUUCCAGUCAUCGCCUUUGCUGCAUUAACUCUCACUUCUUGCAGUAUAUUUCGGAUUGUGAAAAACAGAAACAGCAUGGUGAGAAAGUCCGAUCUUUCUUGAGCUUUGGCCUGGAUGAAACUACAUUGGACAAAGAUCUCUGCCCAAUUUCAAGCGUAUUUAAGCCCUUCAAACUAGUCCGAGUGUUGGAUAUUUUAUCCAUCAAGCUUCCCUAUAAACGUUUUCCCACCAAAUUACUUGAACUUGUUCUUCUAAAGUUUAUUGCCAUCUAUUGCGAACUUCACACCCUUCCAAGUAGAAUGUCUGCCUUGACCAACUUGGAAACCCUUAUCGUUCACACAACAUUCCCCACCCUAAAAAUAGAAGCGGACAUUUGGGAGAUGACAAAGCUAAGGCAUCUGCAUACUAAUACCACCACAUGCUUGCCUAAGUGUAAGAAGCAAUCCUCUGGCAGCGAAAACCUACAGACUUUGUCUACUGUUUCACCUGGAAGUCUUAAGAAUGAAGUGUUUGGAAGGACUAAGAAACUCAGGAAGCUUGGUGUACGCGGGAAUUUAGGCACUCUUGUGGAGGCCAAUGGUGAGUCUAGUUUGUUUCAGAGUCAUUGCAAGCUAGACUCCCUUGAAACUCUGAAGUUACAUCAUGAUACUGAUGAUGGAAACCAGAGGCAGCUUGUCCUUCCUCAACCACACAAAUUUCCAAGAACACUAACAAGGUUGAGUCUGCAUAACACAAGGCUACAUUGGGAAGUUCAUAUGCCUAUACUUGGAAAGCUUCGGUAUCUUGAGGUUCUCAAGUUGAAGGACAAUGCUUUUGUGGGGAAGGAUUGGCGCACAGAAGAAGGAGGUUUUCAUUCUCUAAAAGUUUUGUUCAUUGGAGCUACAGAUUUAGAGUGUUGGUUGGCUAAAGCCACUAAUUUCCCAGAACUCAGAUACCUUAUCCUCAAGCACUGCAGAACACUUAUACAGAUCCCACCUGACUUUGUCCACAUGAAGAACCUGGAGAAGAUUAACCUGGAACGUACGAAUGAUAAGCUAGUUUCAUCUGCCAGGAGAAUUUUUUCACAACGAUCAAAAAUGCUUGGACUGCAAAAGGCUAAUGAAACUAAACCGAUUAAGCUCAUUGUUUAUCCUCCAGAAUAGUGAUGGCCAAGCAAACACGCUCAUCAAGUGCUUCUUUGACAGGAUAGUAAAACCCUUCUGACUUCCAGUCCCUGAAUCCAUCUUUUAAUGCUUCAUCUUGCAAGAAACUUAAAGAAUGCUUUUUUGCGGGAUUUCAUGCUCACUAGCUUUUGUCUUUUGCUCCUCCAAAUGAAUUCAUCAAAUGGAAGCGCUGAAGCUUCUGUCUCUCGUUGUUUUCUUCUCUGUUCUGCAUUGAUAAAGCCUAGUUACCUAGCUCUAGCUCCACGCAACAACAUUCAACUGGCAUAAGCUCUUUGCAUUGCUUUGUUUCAGUGCCUUUUGACUUUGCUCAAAUACUCCUUUGAGCAAAGUUUAUCUGUGAUGAACACAAGGCCACAGGUCUCUUGGCCAAUCUAGUACUGAGAAACAAGGUGAUCAAAGGUAUUAUGUUUGUGCUAGGUAACUCAGCUGGAUCAAAUCUAGAGCCAUGUAUUUCCUUUUGUUGAAAGGUCAGGUUUUCACCUCUUCAUCUUGUUGCCUUGUUUUUGAAGUCUUGGAUGAGUCUUGCUGUAAUGUACGUUUGAAUGUGACCAUUUAUUUGCUUUCAGUUUUGUAAUUCAAGAACUCCUAAAAUUAAGAUUCUAUACUUAAAUUGCGAUGAAAAUUGGAUUUUUGUUG
This is a messenger RNA of Coffea eugenioides, 3531 nucleotides long. RefSeq names its product putative late blight resistance protein homolog R1C-3. The transcript is spliced from 2 exons. Gene Ontology annotation, biological process: defense response to other organism. The record is from RefSeq and is a predicted model, not a curated record. Gene Ontology annotation, molecular function: ADP binding. NCBI's taxonomy places the organism in Eukaryota, Viridiplantae, Streptophyta, Magnoliopsida, Gentianales, Rubiaceae. The coding region runs from base 70 to 2874 and encodes 934 amino acids.